Messenger RNA from Echinops telfairi (small Madagascar hedgehog), 5165 nucleotides. RefSeq names its product DENN domain containing 3 (gene DENND3). Gene Ontology annotation, biological process: regulation of Rab protein signal transduction. The record is from RefSeq and is a predicted model, not a curated record. Gene Ontology annotation, cellular component: cytoplasmic vesicle. Gene Ontology annotation, molecular function: protein binding. The transcript has 23 exons. NCBI's taxonomy places the organism in Eukaryota, Metazoa, Chordata, Mammalia, Afrosoricida, Tenrecidae. Bases 1 to 4134 code for a protein of 1377 amino acids.
AUGAGGCAGGAGAGUGAACCAGAUGUGCCCAACACGGCGCCGGCCACCCUCCGCCUUCGGGACACUGCCUUGGGUCCCUCGAGGAUUUCUGUCCUGAACACGCCCUCAGAGAUGAGGCAGGGGACACAAUGGCUGGCCACCCAGCGGCCGCCCGAUGUAGGCCACCCGGAGCUCUCUCUGGAAGACGUGGCUGUCAGCUGGGACCUGGGGCUCAAAGACACAGCCCACGGAGGCUUAUCACACGGCCUCCUGACCCUGGGACCCAGCCCACCCCAGGCGACUGCAGGGCAGGACUCCUCACCCCACUCCCCCACCCCCGCCUCGGUGGUCCCUGUGGGCAGCCGAGCCCGCCACACUGACCCCAGUGUCUGCCUUGUCCAGGUGGUCCAGAAGAAAGGCGGGGACACGCUGGGCCUUGACCCUGAGGUCCUGUCGGUGUUCGUGCCUCCCUUUGUCAGCCACGAGGAGGGCCCGGUGCCCAGUGCCAACAGCGGGGCCCUGGGGAAAAAUCGAAGGCGCUCCUUCAGGAAGAAGAGGGACCUGCCCAAGCCCGAGCCCUGGCGGGCCCUCCCGGGGUCCCCCAAGGUUCCCGAGCCCGAGGAGGUCAGCAUCCCCAACGACGUGGACCUGCUGGCCCUGCGGCAGCUCUGCUUCCCAGGAGGCAUGUGUGUGGCCCCUGAGCCAAAGGAGGACUGUAUCCACUUCCUAGUCCUGACGGACGUCUGCGGGAACAGGACGUACGGUGUGGUUGCCCAGUACUAUCGGCCCCUGCACGAGGAGUGCUGCUUCUACAACGGCCAGGCCCGCUGGGAGUCAUCCCGGCAGACGGUGGGCGCGGCCGGCGGCUUCAUGCCCUACGCGGUCUGCGUCGUCUCCCGGUACCCGUACUACAACGCCCUCAAAGACUGCCUCUCCUGUUUGUUGCCUCACCUGAAACUCUGUAAGGAUUUUGAAGUUGAUGAUCAUAUAAAAGAAUUCGCUGCAAAACUCUCUUUGAUUCCCAGCCCGCCGCCAGGACCGCUGCACUUGGUGUUCAACAUGAAGCCUCUGCAGGUUGUCUUCCCCUCCCGCGUGGACCCCGAGAGCCCGCUCAUCGACUUGGACCUGCACCUACCCUUGCUCUGCUUCAGACCCGAGGCCGUGCUGCAGGUGCUCACAUGCCUGCUCACCGAGCAGCGCGUGGUGUUCUUCUCCUCCGACUGGGCCCUGCUGACGCUGGUGGCCGAAUGCUUCCUGGUGUACCUGCACCCUCUGCACUGGCAGCACACCUUCGUGCCCAUUCUGUCGGGCCAGAUGCUGGACUUCCUCAUGGCGCCCACCUCCUUCCUCAUGGGCUGCCACCUGGAGCACUUCGAAGAAGUCAGCAAGGAAGCCGACGGUCUGAUGCUCAUCAACGUCGACAGUGGGAGUGUCACUUGCUCUAGGCCUUUGGACGCCGAGGUGGACAUCCCCGAGGUCCCCAUGCAUGCGGCCCAGACCUUCAUCCAGAGGGUCCAGAACCUGCAGCUGCACCAGGAGCUGGACCUCGCGCACCGCAGCGCCAGCACAGACCUGCAUGAGGGCCAGGGCCGCCGGCGCGCCUGGCAGCAGCAGCUCAACAACCAUAUCCAGCAGGCUGCCCUCCAGCUGCUGGUCAGCAUCUUCAGGGAGGUGAAGAAUCAUUUAAAUUAUGAACACCGAGUGUUCCACAGUGAGGAAUUCCUGAAGACAAGAGCCCCCGGGGAGCAGCGGUUUUAUAAACAGGUUCUAGACACCUACAUGUUCCAUGCGUUCCUGAAAGCCCGGCUGAGCAGGAGGAUGGAUGCUUUUGCCCAGAUGGAGCUGAGCAUGCAGUCCGAGGAGGACAGGAUCAGUGGCCUGCUUGGCAGCCCCCGUCGGCCCACCGUCCAGAAACUGGCCCUGCGCAAGUCCUCCCCGCUGCAGGCGGCCCACCGACGCAUGGUAGUCAGCAUGCCCAACCUGCAGGACAUCACUGUGCCCGAGCUCCCGCCCAGGAACGCCUCCCUCCGGAGCGUCAGCCCCUCCAGGGCCUGCAGCAGCCGCAGAGCGCAGAGCGUGGCCCCCAAGGCAACCUUCACGUUCAAGAUCCCAGAAAUCCACUUCCCACUGGUGACACAGUGUGUCUGCACCUACUACGCGGACUUUGUCGACCUCCUGAGCAAGGCCAUGGGCCUGCUGGGCCCCGACAGCUCCGUGCUGCUGGCCCGCUACUUCUACCUGCGCGGACUCAUCCAGCUGAUGCAGGGCAGGCUGCUCGGCGCCCUGCUGGACUUCCAGAGCCUCUACAAGACGGACAUCCGCAUCUUCCCCGCCGACCUGGUGAAGCGGGCGGUGGCGGCCAUGUCCGCCCCCGAGCGCGCCCAGACAGAGCGGACGCCAGAGCUGAAGCGGCUCAUCCACGAGGUGGUGGACAAGCCCGGGGAGGUGGCCAAGGUGGAUGACCACGUCAAGAACUUCGAGCUGCCCAAGAGGCACAUGCAGCUGGAGGACUUUGUGAAGCGGGUCCAGGAGUCGGGUGUAGUGAAGGACGCCAGCACCAUCCACCGGCUAUUUGAGGCGCUGACCGUUGGGCAGCAGAAGCAGAUCAACCCGGAGACCUUCCGCGACUUCUACCGCUGCUGGAAGGAGACGGAGGCCGAGGCGCAGGAGGUCAGCCUGCCGCGGUCAGUGACUGACCAGCUGGACAAGAAUGAGUGUGUCUACAAGCUGUCCGGCGCCGUUAAGACCAACCGCGGCGUUGGCAAGAUCGCCCUGACCCAGAAGCGCUUGUUCCUGCUCACAGAGGGCAGGCCCGGCUACGUGGAGAUCUCUACCUUCCGGAACAUAGAGGAAGUCAGGAACACCACUGCUGCCUUCCUGCUUCUGCGGAUCCCCACGCUGAAAAUCAGGGUGUCGUCCAGGAAGGAGGUCUUUGAGGCCAACCUGAAGGCUGAGUGCGACCUCUGGCACCUCAUGGUGAAGGAGAUGUGGGCCGGGAAGAAGCUGGCAGAUGAUCACAAGGACCCUCAGUACGUCCAGCAGGCCCUGACCAACGUGCUGCUGAUGGAUGCUGUGGUUGGCACGCUGCAGUCGGCCAGCGCCAUCUACGCGGCCUCCAAGCUGUCCUACUUUGACCGGCUGAAGAGCGAAGUGCCCAUGGCUGUCUCCAGAACGACCUCAGAGACACUCAAGCACAAGAUCAGCCCCUCUGCCGGGGAGACGCAGCCGCGAGCCAUCGAUGUCCUGCUGUACACGCCAGGGCACCUUGACCCGGCAGAGAAACUGGCCGACGCUCGCCCCAAACUAUGGUGCGCCCUGAGUGAGGGCAAGGUGGUGGUAUUCGAUGCCUCCUCCUGGACUGUCCACCAGCACUGCUUCAAAGUGGGCAGUGCCAAGCUGAACUGCAUGGUGAUGGCCGAGCAGAGCCAGGUGUGGGUGGGCUCCCAGGACUCCGUCAUCUACAUCAUCAACAUCCACAGCAUGUCCUGCAACAAGCAGCUCACGGACCACCGGGCCAGCGUCGUGGAUUUGGUUGUACAGGACGGAGAGCAGGCACCCAGAGAGGUGUUCUCCUGUAGUGGGGACGGGACAGUGCUGGCGUGGAGCGUGAGCACUCUGAGGGUCACCAGCAGGUUCCAGCUGCCCGGCUGCAGGCUGACGUCGGCCAGACUCCACCAGGGCCGCCUGUGGUGCUGCACAGGAAACAGCAUCGUGGUGGUUACGACCAACGGUUUUGUACGCCAAGAACUGAAAAUCAAGGACAGCUUCCCGGAGGAGCUGGGCACCACCUUCCUGCGCUUCCAGCUGAUCCUGGAGCAGGAGCAGUUGUGGGCUGCCUGGGCGGGGUACAGCGAGAUCCAAAUCUGGAGCCUGCGGGACCUCAGCCGGCCCCCCCAGAGGGUCCCCCUGCAGGACUGCAUGGAGGUCAGCUGCAUGAUCAGGGUCAAGAGGCAGAUCUGGGUGGGCGGCAGGGGGCUGUCGCAGGGGCAGCCCAGAGGCAGAAUCUACGUGAUCGACGCCGAUCGGAAGACGGUCGACAAGGAACUGGUGGCCCACGCGGACACGGUGACCACGCUCUGCUCGGCUGAGGACCGCUACGUGCUCAGCGGCUCUGGCGGGGAGGAGGGCAAGGUGGCCAUCUGGAAGGUGGAGUGAGCGAGGCCCCUCGUCCAAACCUGUGUCUGUGGCUCCAGUCUGCACAGCGUCCAGCUCUGAGGGCAAGCUCAGCCGUGGGGACGGCGGUGGACACGGGGGCACCACUCCCUGGACUCAGUGUGAGGGCACGUCCCCUUGGGGGGCUUCUAGGCCAGCAGCCAGGUCCCAUCUAGAAAGCUCUGGCACCGAGUGGGGAGGACAGUAUUCACGUGGGUGUUCCUCUCCAUCGAACUUCUCAGGGAGUGUCUGGGGGCCCCGGGCUCUCAGGACUGCCCCCAACAAGACCCAGAUGAGAAUGCCACCCCCUCAUGGACCGCCCUGGGGUGAGAGAGGCCCUGCCUUUUCUGGUCAACACAGCAGUCUCCCCUGGGCAGAUAAAAUCCUCAUCAAAAGGCUAACCCACCACCCAGCCUGGGGGUCACUACCUGGACAGCUACGGCCACAAUGGAGCUGGCAGUCACUGCCUCCCUGGGGCACAACUGGGUGCCAGCAUGGGGCUAGGCGAUUCACACAGGGAGCUUGUCCGAAGGCCCACUGGCCAGCCUUAUCUUCCUGUGUGGAAGGUUCUGGUGCUGGUUGGAUGUGGCGGUCAGUGGUCAGCCGGCCAGUGGACACCACCCCAGCUGCUGGGCCUCAGAGCUGCCCCUAGCUGCUCCCAACCUUUGCCCUUGCCCGUGUAAGCCCAGCCCCUGGCAGGCCCGCAGCAAGCCGGGGCUUCGGUGGCAGCGUGGGCCCUGACCUGCCUGGUUCAGCAGCACACCUGACUGAUAUCCCCCCAGCUCCUGGUUUGGGGGUCACUGCUUGCUUUCUGGAAUGUUCAGGGCCGUCAGGCUGAGAAGGGGGGGUCCCUGGCUUUGCCCUGGGGUCUGCCCUGUGUGAGGACGGUCAGCUCCAAGAACCAAAGGAGGAGGGGUUUGGCUUCUGUAAAUUGAGAAGGAAUGGGGAGCCUGCCUGCCCGCUGCGGGGGACUAUUUAAUGUCAGCGCACCAAGGGUGGCGCGGCCUUUGUAGUAAAAGUGCUUAUUUAACACA